AUGUUCUUCCAACUCAUACCAGCUAAAGAUAAAAUUACUUUUACGAACAAAGAAGGUAAUAAGGAAACUGGCACUAAAAUCAGGUUCAGAAAUGGUUUCUGUCACAACGUUUUAACAUCGGUCGAUAUUCAAGAAAUAGUUAAAGCCGGUGGACGAAUUAUUAGAAUAUUAGAUGGUAUAGUAUACGAAGAAAAUUUUAAAACUCCACCCUAUAGAGAUUAUAUUUUAAUUUUGAGAGAUUUAAGAAAUAUAUAUAAACGAGAAGGUAAUAUCUUAAAUGAAGAAGAAAAAGAAUUUGACUGUUCACCUCCUAAAUCUACACGACGAACACCUAGUCAUUUGGGGUCAUUCGUAUUAUCUCACAGUAAAAAAAUAAUUGGUGGAUUUUAUAAGCCGGAAAUAUACUAUACAGAUAAUGAUAGUUUAUACAUUUCGUCUAGCAAUUGGGAUAAAUUAAAUGAAGCUGGGUUGGUGUCCGAAAAUGAUUAUUGUAAAGGAAAGAAUGAUUACGGUGAUGGUGGAAUUAUAUCUGGUUUAUAUUUAGCGCCAAAAGUUAAAUAUAAUAUUUUAACUUCCAGUGGUGUUUUAAAAGAAAACAAAACGUUUAAGGGUUACUCCAAUGAUAAGAUAGCCGUAGAAGAUUAUAUUCGAUUAGCUAGUGGACAUGAUGUGACGAAUGAAUUUAAGAAACCACGGGAAAAAAGUUUCACCAAUGGAGUAGUUAUUCCAAAGGAUGAUGAUAAACAAAAGAAAGUUUUUAGAAGUUAUUUGAAUAAUGUUAAAAGAAAACCACCAAACAGUGAAGGAAUUAUGUAUCCUUACAACAACAAAGAUGACUUGAGUUUGGAUGAAAACUAUGAAUUUGAUGAUUUCGAUUAUCUAACUAUUCAAGAAGAGAAUGAAGAGUGUUAA
This is a messenger RNA of Lottia gigantea (owl limpet), 912 nucleotides long. RefSeq lists its product as hypothetical. The record is from RefSeq and is a predicted model, not a curated record. The transcript has 2 exons. Lineage: Eukaryota; Metazoa; Mollusca; Gastropoda; Lottiidae. The coding region runs from base 1 to 912 and encodes 303 amino acids.